This is a messenger RNA of Diabrotica virgifera virgifera (western corn rootworm), 1844 nucleotides long. Its product is annotated as facilitated trehalose transporter Tret1-like. NCBI's taxonomy places the organism in Eukaryota, Metazoa, Arthropoda, Insecta, Coleoptera, Chrysomelidae. The record is from RefSeq and is a predicted model, not a curated record. Gene Ontology annotation, cellular component: membrane. Gene Ontology annotation, molecular function: transmembrane transporter activity. The coding region runs from base 18 to 1304 and encodes 428 amino acids. Gene Ontology annotation, biological process: transmembrane transport. The transcript has a single exon.
UUUUCUGCUUCAUAUGUAUGACAACCCUGUCAUGGUCAACUGUGGUGCUUCCCAAAUUAUCAAAUUUUGACACAAGUCCCAUUGGAAGAAGGGUGGGCAUGGAAGAAGAGAGUUGGAUAUCAUCCAUUAUAAAUAUAAGUGCCAUAUUCAGUGUCUUCAUUUUUGGAUAUUUAGCAGAUAAAACAGGAAGAAAAUGUACUUUAUUGAUAGCUGGUAUGCCGUAUCUGCUAAGCAACAUAAUUCUUGCGUAUGCAUCAUCGGUGUACCUAUAUUAUAUAGCUAGGUUUCUUAUGGGUUUUACUAUAGGAACUCUUUCUCUUUUGCCUGUAUAUAUUAGCGAAAUCAGCCACAAAAACCAUAGAAAUGUAAUAGGACCUUUAAUUGGUUGUGCUGGGUGUUUUGGUGCUCUAUUUCCUAACCUGUUGGGACCCUUCGUUUCCAUGAAAACGUUCAGUUUAGUACAAGCUGCUCUGGCUGCAAUUUAUUUGGUAUUUUUUGCGAUUUUGGGAGAGGAAGGUCCACAAUUUUAUAUAAUCAGAAACAGGGAGUUUCAAGCCAGGGCCGUUCUAGAACGCUUAAGAGGUAGUUACGACGAUAUUGACGAAACAUUUGCGGAAAUUAAAAAUGGAUAUAAUGAAGAAAAACAAGGGACAUUACGAGAUAUAUUAACUUCUAGAUCUUUAAAAAAAGCGUUUAUUAUGUGUACGGUAUUACUUAUUUUGCAGCAAUUUUGUGGCAUUGUUGCAAUAUCUUUUUACGGACAAACACUAUUCGAGAAAAGCAAUAUACAACUAUCUCCAGAGUUAUCUGUUAUACUACUGGGAACGAUUCAACUGAUGGCGAGUUUUAUAACGCCUUUUGUAAGCACUAAAUUUGGCAAAAAACCUUUACUAAUUAUCUCAGGAAUAUUAACAGCGUUGUCACAAAUAGUUCUAGCUAUCGAUAGUUAUUUCGAUGGAUUUGUAAGAUUCGCCCCAGCUUUUAGGUAUUUACCUCUGUUAUGCCUUAUCGUAUUUAUUAUCGGUUACAGUCUAGGUCUUGGACCACAACCCUGGAUGAUAGUUGGAGAAGUAUUUCCAACCAGAGUAAAGACAGUUAUUAGUUCUGUGGAAGGCUUCACUAUUUUUGUUUGUGCCUUUUUAUUGACCAAAUACUACAUGCACAUUGUGAGAAUGAUCGGCAUGCAGGGCUAUUUUCUUUUCAGUGCCAUAGUCUGUAUUAUAGCCACAAUAUUUUCAAAGUUUUACGUGAUCGAGACGAAAGACAAGAGUCUUGAAGAAAUACAGAGAGAUCUAUCUAGGUAAUUUUUAUUACCACCACACUUAUAAAUGCACAAACAAAAAUGUGUAUUUUUAUUUAGUCAUAAUGUCUUCUUUUCUCUAACUUUGCCGUAUAUUCGGUUAGAAUAUUACCAUUCUAUCUUAGUCCAGGGCGCAUCUGUUUUGAGAUGGACGUUGAGAGGUGACUCAAUUUUUUUUGCAGAAAUUGCUUGGAAAUAACUCAAAUAUUAAUAUUUGAGUUAUCCUCCCACUCAAAAUGGUCCGGAACAUUGUUUGAGGGCCGGUAUUUCAACAGCUACUUAAGCUUUUGCUUAGCUCCUGUGUCAAAAGUUAAGGAGAAGCUUAAGCUGGGUGCCGUAUUUCCAUCAUUUCCUUAACUAAACUGGUCCUCAAUUGUCAAGUUAAUUGGUUUGAUACUUCUGAAUACGUCAAAAUGCCAAAAUUAACUGUUCUGAGGUAAAAACCACUACAGUGUUGACAUUUAAUUUUAUCUUGUCAUCUGUAUCUGCUUCAUUCAUUUUUACUUCACUUUGUGUACAUGGUACUGUGUUGUUAGUAUAUUGU